Cooperia oncophora is the source of this 1001-nucleotide messenger RNA. NCBI's taxonomy places the organism in Eukaryota, Metazoa, Nematoda, Chromadorea, Rhabditida, Trichostrongylidae. The record is from the annotation of a GenBank genome assembly.
AUGGCUUUCAUCCAGUUGCAAAAGAAAUUCUCCGCGUUGUUCGAUGCUAUUGUUGGGGACCAACGGUUUUUCGCAGCUCAUGCAAUGGUUGGGAAGUUUGUCGAUGCAAAGGUCGUGAAGCCGGCUGCGAAGGAGAAACAACGAGACGAGGGCAAAUUCGUUGAGUUGCCGGGAGCUGAAAAAGGAAAGGUGGUGGUGCGAUUCCCACCAGAGGCUAGCGGAUACCUCCACAUUGGUCAUGCCAAAGCGGCUCUGUUGAACCAGUACUACCAGCAAACUUUCGAGGGGCAACUGAUCAUGCGAUUUGAUGACACCAAUCCUGCUAAAGAAAACGCCCACUUCGAGAAGGUGAUAAAAGAAGAUCUGGCAAUGUUGAACGUUGUUCCUGAUCGAUGGACUCAUUCAUCUGACUACUUUGAGCUCAUGUUACAAAUGUGUGAGAAGCUUUUGCGUGAAGGCAAAGCAUAUGUGGACGAUACGGACACUGAAACAAUGCGUAAAGAGCGCGAGGAGCGAAUCGAAAGCAAAAAUCGAAAUACUCCUCCCGAGCGCAAACUUAGCGUUGUGGGAAGAGAUGAAAAAUGGAACCGAACGGGGUUUGCAGUGUUGGCGUUUCGCAUCCGUAAGAUGACAGAGCAGUACAAUAAUUUGGCGGCAAAUGAGGGACCGCACAAUCUACGUGGUUGUUUGGCAGAAGCUUUUGCAUUGGAAAUUUUUUUCCAAAAUGUUCAUGAACUGAAUGUUUCAGAUGCAAGCCAGAGGAACAUGGUUUAUCCGACGUACGACUUCGCCUGCCCUAUUGUGGAUAGUGUGGAAGGAGUAACUCAUGCUCUCCGUACAACUGAGUAUACUGACAGAGAUGAUCAGUAUUACUUCAUUUGUGAUGCUCUGGGUAUUCGUAAACCACAUAUUUGGUCAUAUGCUCGUCUGAAUAUGACAAAUACUGUGAUGAGUAAACGCAAGUUAACAUGGUUCGUCGAUGAGGGUCACGUCGAGGGCUG